CGAAAAAAAUAUUAAAGAAAAUAUCGCAUCCGACCGCAUCGAUUGGGAAAGAUGGCAGCAUCUGGAAAAUUCAGCAUUCUAGCUCGUCAACUGAGCACCAGCUCUGCUGCAGCUCAGCUGGUUAAGCCUCCAGUGCAAGUAUUCGGUCUGGAGGGUCGGUAUGCGUGUGCACUCUAUUCGGCUGCCACUAAAACCAAGGCCCUCGAUGCGGUAGAGAAGGAUCUGAAGGGAUUGCAGAAUCAGAUGCGCGCGGAUCCGAAGGUUCGUGAUUUGCUACGCGAUCCGACUACGAAACGUAACGUCAAGGCUGCUGCAUUGAAGGAUGUUGCCGCUAAGGUUAAAUUCAACGCAGCCACUGGCAACCUGCUUACUGUUUUGGCUGAAAAUGGACGCCUGGGUCGUCUGGAUGGAAUAAUCAACGCGUUCAGUUUGAUUAUGGCUGCAGAACGGGGAGAGGUUGUGUGCGAAGUAAAGACGGCCAAGCCACUUGAUGAUGGCCAGCGCAAACAACUGGAAAAUGCUCUUAAGGCGUUCUUGAAGCCAAGCCAAACCAUCCAGCUAACGGCCAAGGUAGAUCCAGCGCUGAUCGGUGGCAUGGUUGUAUCGAUUGGAGAUAAGUACGUCGACAUGAGCGUUGCCAGCAAAAUUAAGAAGUAUACCGACAUCAUUACAUCGCCUGUUUAAAAUAUUGGAUGACUGUAUCCGAUGAUGUUUUGUUGGCGUUCGUGGGCUCCGUGCGAUAACAUCGUGCUGCGUCCUAGCAGAUGGUUUGAAUGUGCAAUGAGAUGCAACUAGUUCUCGUUACUUAUUCUUACCGUAUAGAUUAUGCAGUACAGCCGAAAAAAAUAAAUGCAUCCUUUAAGGAUUUAAUAAUCUACAAUUCUUUUUACUCAAAUAGAAGGGCAAAAA
Molecule: messenger RNA, 909 nt
Organism: Anopheles nili
Lineage: Eukaryota; Metazoa; Arthropoda; Insecta; Diptera; Culicidae
Gene: ATPsynO
Product: ATP synthase subunit O, mitochondrial
Exons: 3
Coding region: 52-684 (210 amino acids)
Biological process (GO): proton motive force-driven mitochondrial ATP synthesis
Molecular function (GO): proton-transporting ATP synthase activity, rotational mechanism
Source: RefSeq, a predicted model, not a curated record